GUGCUCUUGUAGGCUCUGCCCCUGAGCGGAAGUACAAAGUGCAUCAGACCGGAAGUCCCGAGUGAGGAGCGGCCCCGAGCUUCAUUUUUAGGCACUGAUUCGCUUCCUGCUCUAGUUUCCUCCACCCUUUGUCCCGAGACGUCCAUCAGAGCCAGCUGAAUUUCCCGCAGUCAUGUCGUACGGAAGGACAGAGCAGCGCGCCCCGCCAAAGGACUUCAGCAGCCUCAUCCAGACAUGCAGCUCCAACAUCCAAAAGAUCACACAGAACACGGCACAAAUCAAGAGCAUGGUAAACCAACUGGGAACAAAACAAGACACCAGUGACCUGCGGGAGAGACUUCAGCAGGUGCAGCACUACACAAACCAGCUGGCCAAGGAGACCAACAAGCACCUGAAAGACCUCGGCUCACUCUCUCUUCCCGUCUCCCUGUCCGAACAGAGACAGCAGAAAAUACAGAAGGACCGGCUGAUGAAUGAUUUCUCUGCAGCUCUCAACAACUUCCAGGCAGUGCAGCGUCGAGCCGCAGAGAAGGAGAAGGAGUCAGUGGCCAGAGCCCGAGCAGGGUCUCGACUCUCAGCUGAAGAUGGAGGUCAUGAAGAGCAGCUGGUCUCCUUUGAAAAUAAUGAUGAUUGGGGUAAGACCACCACUCAGACAGAAGACGUGGCCAUAACAGAGGAGGACCUGGAGCUCAUUAAAGAAAGAGAAACUGCCAUUCAACAACUUGAGUCGGACAUUUUGGAUGUGAAUCAGAUUUUUAAGGAUCUUGCAGUGAUGAUCCAUGAUCAGGGUGAAAUGAUAGAUAGCAUAGAGGCUAAUGUGGAGAGUGCAGAAGUGCAUGUGGAGAGAGGAGCUGAGCAGCUCCAGAGAGCAUCUCACUAUCAGCAAAAGUCUCGUAAGAAGAUGUGCAUCCUGGCAGUGGUCCUUGUCUUAGCGGUCGGCAUUAUCGCUAUUAUCAUCUGGGCGUCGACAAAGUGAAGAUCCUUCCUCUUCCUUUCCCCCUUUUCUCUCAUUUCUUUCUUUAAUUUAUAUUCUUGCUCGCAAACCCCGUGCCAUCCACAUGGGAAGGGAGGUCAAAGGCUCUCAGCAGCACCUGUAGGUCCAUCUCUGUAGGUUUGCAGGGUUAGAUACAGUAUGAAGUGGCAUAAGCGAAUGUAACAUUCCCUAGCCUCUUCCCUCCAGACCUUUAGUCAUAA
This is a messenger RNA of Sinocyclocheilus rhinocerous, 1194 nucleotides long. Its product is annotated as syntaxin-12-like. Gene Ontology annotation, molecular function: SNAP receptor activity; SNARE binding. Gene Ontology annotation, biological process: autophagosome assembly; vesicle-mediated transport; vesicle fusion. The record is from RefSeq and is a predicted model, not a curated record. Gene Ontology annotation, cellular component: endomembrane system; synaptic vesicle; postsynaptic recycling endosome. The coding region runs from base 173 to 976 and encodes 267 amino acids. NCBI's taxonomy places the organism in Eukaryota, Metazoa, Chordata, Actinopteri, Cypriniformes, Cyprinidae. The transcript is spliced from 10 exons.